Messenger RNA from Thrips palmi, 4017 nucleotides. It is a transcript of the gene AlaRS, whose product is annotated as alanine--tRNA ligase, cytoplasmic. NCBI's taxonomy places the organism in Eukaryota, Metazoa, Arthropoda, Insecta, Thysanoptera, Thripidae. Gene Ontology annotation, biological process: tRNA modification; alanyl-tRNA aminoacylation. Bases 135 to 3908 code for a protein of 1257 amino acids. The transcript is spliced from 21 exons. Gene Ontology annotation, molecular function: ATP binding; alanine-tRNA ligase activity; nucleic acid binding. The record is from RefSeq and is a predicted model, not a curated record. Gene Ontology annotation, cellular component: cytoplasm; mitochondrion.
GAUAACAAGUCACUUCUUCCUCGUCGUGGCUGUGUCCCUAACCUAUCCUUCCAAGAACCCCGUUCAUGUUCAUCCUGGUUUCACCCGAGGAUAGAAAUUUGUUAGAAGAAAUUGGACCAUAAAGCGUGCCCAAAAUGAAUUCAUCAAUGUCAGCUAAAGAUGUCAGAAAGGCAUUUCUGGACUUCUUUAUCGAGAAGAAGAAGCAUGAGUAUGUGCACUCAUCUUCAACUAUUCCUCUUGAUGAUCCAACUUUGCUUUUUGCUAAUGCUGGAAUGAAUCAAUUUAAGCCUAUUUUCCUUGGAACUGUUGAUCCUAAUAGUGAUAUGUCUAAGUGGAUCAGGACUUGCAACACACAGAAGUGUAUUCGUGCUGGUGGCAAGCACAAUGACCUCGAUGAUGUUGGGAAAGAUGUUUAUCAUCAUACUUUCUUUGAAAUGUUGGGUAAUUGGUCCUUUGGUGACUACUUCAAGAAAGAGGUCUGUACUUGGGCAUGGGAACUCUUGACUGACGUGUUCAAACUUCCUGCUGACCGCUUGUAUGUCACUUACUUUGGAGGAAAUGCGGCAGCUGGCCUGGAGCCUGAUGAAGAAUGCAGACAAAUUUGGAUUAAGCUAGGUAUUCCAGAGUCUCAUGUGUUGCCAGGAAGUAUGAAAGAUAACUUUUGGGAGAUGGGUGAAACUGGUCCUUGCGGACCUUGUUCAGAACUUCACUUUGAUCGAAUUGGAGGUCGGGAAGCUGCCCAUCUUGUAAACCAGGAUGACCCUGAUGUCUUGGAAAUCUGGAAUUUGGUAUUCAUUCAAUACAACAGAGAAUCUGAUGGGUCAUUGAAGUUGCUUCCCAAAAAACAUAUUGAUUGUGGCAUGGGAUUUGAACGUUUGGUGUCUGUAAUUCAAAACAAAAGAUCCAAUUAUGAUACUGAUGUAUUUUUGCCACUCUUUGAUGCUAUUCAGAAGGGAACGAAUGCUCCCGCUUACCAAGGACGUGUUGGUGCUGAAGACUCUGAUGGGGUGGACAUGGCUUACCGAGUACUUGCUGACCAUGCAAGGACCAUCACUAUUGCACUUGCUGAUGGAGGCACUCCUGAUAACACUGGUCGAGGAUAUGUCCUGAGACGUAUUCUGCGUCGUGCUGUGCGCUAUGCCACUGAAAAACUUAAUGCAAAACCCGGAUUCUUUGCCACUUUGGUCCAUACUGUUAUUGAGUUGUUGGGUGAAACCUUCCCCGAGGUCAAGAAAGACCCUCAGAGCAUAAUCGAUACCAUCAAUGAAGAGGAGCAGCAGUUCUUGAAAACCUUAUCCAGAGGCAGGAACCUUUUGAACAGAACUAUUGGAAAGUUGGGGGAUAGUAAGACUCUUCCUGGUGAUGUUGCUUGGCGUCUCUAUGACACAUAUGGAUUCCCUGUUGACUUGACUCAGCUGAUGGCUGAGGAAAAGAAUCUCACUGUGGAUAUGCCUGCAUAUGAAGAAUCCAAGAAACAAGCACAACUGAUUUCUCAAGGUCGAGGAGCUGGUCUGGACGACCAGAUCAGUUUGGAUAUUCAUGCCAUCACUCACCUUCAGGACCAAAAAGUGGGCCCAUCAGAUGAUUCUUUGAAAUACAACUACAAAGCUAAAUCACAGGACAAGGAUGCUGAAUAUGAGUUCCCCUCAUGUGUUGCCAAGGUUAUUGCACUGCGACACUCCAAACAGUUUGUCCAGGAAGUAACAUCUGGUCAGGAAUGUGGUGUUCUGCUUGACAAGACUGUAUUCUAUGCUGAACAGGGUGGACAAAUUUUUGAUGAGGGCUUUAUGGUCAAAGUUGGUGAUGAGAGCACAGAAUUUUCUGUGAAGAAUGUCCAAGUUCGAGGAGGAUAUGUGCUUCACAUUGGCUCCGUAGAAGGAACUCUGAAAGUAGGUGACUCUGUUGCUUUACACUUGGACGGUGCCCGCCGACAGUUGAUCAUGAAGAACCACACCGGAACCCAUGUUUUGAAUUACGCUCUUCGUGCUGUCUUGGGAACAGAGGCUGAUCAGAGAGGUUCGCUUGUGGCUCCUGAUAGAUUAAGAUUUGAUUUUACCAACAAGGGUGCUAUGACUGUGGAUCAAGUUAAGAAAACUGAACAGGAAUCCAAUAAACUUAUUGCUCGUAAUGAAGAAGUAUAUGCCAAGGAAUCCAACUUGGCAGUUGCUAAGACAAUUCGUGGUCUUCGAGCUGUGUUUGAAGAGACCUAUCCCGAUCCCGUGAGAAUUGUCUCAAUUGGCAUCCCUGUUGAAAAAUUAGAAGCUGAUCCCAACAGCCCAGCAGGAGCUGCUACUUCCAUUGAAUUUUGUGGAGGCACUCAUCUGCAGCGAGCGGGACACAUUGGUGACUUUGUCAUCGCUAGUGAGGAAGCAAUUGCCAAAGGCAUUCGCCGUAUUGUUGCUUUGACUGGACCUGAGGCCCAGAAGGCUUUGAAAAAGACUGAAUUAUUGGAGAACGAGCUCAACUCUGUUCGUACAUCAUUGGAUGCCAUCAAAACUGCAGCUGACCAGAAGGUCGUAGUGAAAAAGAUUGUAGAGCUUACAAAUGACAUAUCUCAAGCUGUCAUUCCCUACUGGAAGAAGGAAGAAAUGCGAACUCUCCUGAAGAACCUGAAGAAGCAGUUAGAUGACAAGGAACGUGCUGUGAAAGCAGCUCUAGCUGCUAAUGUCGCUGAUGAGAUUAAGGCUUUGUGUCAGGCAAAUCCCAACAUGCCAUUAUUGGUGAAGGAACUCCAAGCUGACUCUAACACAAAGGCUUUGGAUGGUGCUUUGAAACAAGUUAAGGCAUUUGCACCUGAAACACCUGCCAUGUUCUUCAGUGUGGAUGCUGCUGCUAAGAAGAUCUUUUGUCUCUCUGCUGUACCAAAGAGUGCCGUGGAGAAGGGUCUGAAAGCAAAUGAAUGGGUUGGAGCCGUUUCAGUGCUGAUGGAAGGCAAAGGAGGUGGCAAGGCUGAGUCUGCCCAAGCCUCAGGAUCAAACAUUGACGCUUUGGCGGCCGCUCUCGACAAGGCCUUAUCUUUUGCAUCUAGCAAGAUUGGUGGAGCACCAGCGGGUCCUACUCUGAAAGCUGAAAAAGGAAGCACGUGUUUCAUUCGGGCCCUGAUAUGUGCUAAGUACGCUGGGAAGGACAUUAGUGUUACUGCAGGAGAACACGAAUACAGUGAAAAUGGUGUGUCAUUUACCAAUACAGCUUCCAUUUGCUAUUAUCUGUCAACUCCAGCCUUGCGAGGUGGAUCAUCUGUUUACAAUCAGGCUAAAGUUUUACAAUGGGUGGAGUUCUGUGAGAACCAUAUUCGGUGCUCUGUUGGUGCUUCACUUAGUGCUGUGUUCAAGAGUUCAUUGAAUCAAAAGCAUUGUCUGCCUGACAAUCUAACCAAUGACGAACUGUGUCUCAACCUUAAAUUUCUGGACCAGUUGUUUCUUAAAUCCACAUUUUUGGCUGAUGAACGAAUUACUCUGGCAGAUAUUACCCUCUUCAGUUUACUUUUGCCUGUGUACAUGUACAAUUUGUACCCUGCAAUGAGCAAUCUUAUCAAUCUAAAUCGGUGGAUGAAUACGAUUCUAAAUCAGCCUGAGGUCCGAUCAAUCGUUGGUGACAUAGAAUUGCCCUCUUCGACACUUCAAAAGUCGACUUCAACCCCACCUUCUCUGGAAGGACGUCCACCUGUAAAUGGCCACGCUUCCUUGGGGAAAGUGAACGCUGAGAUUCAGCAGACGCUUGUAAGUGCAGCUUCUGUGACGGUUCCUGCUCUCCCUCCUGCUGCCACGUCGGUUCCUCCUACUGGCCCUGCUGCCAUCGCCGCUUCUGCCACUCCUGCCCCACCAGCAAAAUCUACUCCCACUCCCACAAGUCCCAAACCUCAAGAAAAUCCUCAAAAGAAGAAAGGAAAGAACAAGAAAAGACAUUAGACCAAGGCCAGUAAGAACUUUUGCUCAAUCUGAGACCAAACUUGCUCACAGGUGUAAUUUAUUGACUAACAAAUUGUUUUAAAUGAAUAAAACUGACCCCAACAAAUUA